This is a messenger RNA of Lethenteron reissneri (Far Eastern brook lamprey), 1450 nucleotides long. RefSeq names its product transmembrane protein 237-like. Gene Ontology annotation, cellular component: ciliary transition zone. Gene Ontology annotation, biological process: cilium assembly. The record is from RefSeq and is a predicted model, not a curated record. NCBI's taxonomy places the organism in Eukaryota, Metazoa, Chordata, Hyperoartia, Petromyzontiformes, Petromyzontidae.
GCCUCUCGUCACGUGACGCAAGCGCCGCUGCCGCGCCCUUUGAUGACGUCACCCGAGUUACCCCGAGCGACCAGCGGCCCAAGACGCGCGGUGAUGAGCAACGGCAAUAAUCCUCGGGCUUUGCCACCUCUCCCCGUAAAAGAGGGUGAAGGUGAUAUUCCACUGACAUCUGUAAGAAAGAAGAAAAAGAAAAAUGUCAACACAAAGUCAGAAAGAUUUACUGAAAAGACUGGAUCCAACAGUGAAAAGGAAUCGGAAAUCCCAGCUUCAGUGGUCCAGAAGAAAAAGAAAAAGCAAGCACAUGUCACAGGCAAUGGUGAGACAUUCUCUUAUUCUAUGGAACAAAAUACCCCAGGUCUGCCCGAAGAUGAGAAGGUUACUCGAAAACCCAAAAAGAGAACCAAGAAAAAUCAGCAGAGAGAUCAGGUGCAUUACGAAAGUGAUCUGCCAGUGGAAGAGGAGGAUGUGGUGACUCGUGAUGCCGUGGUGUUGGGACCAAGCGAGGCUCCCCUCUUCGUGUUGCCCACGAGCACCAGCCAGCCAUUCAGCAAGGUCUUUGUUGAGAGGAAAAGCGGGUUUCAGGCUGCGGAACGACAGCAGCUGGGAGUCCGGCAGGCUGCAUUGAGUCCCACGAAUGAAUUCCUCACUUCGAGGCCUCUACCUUCCCCCCGGGACGUCGCUCUGCGGGUGCAGAAGGGAUUCAGGGUGGUGUCAUUGUUUGCCCACGGAGUGCUGGCGGGGUUUGCUCUGUGGAACACGGUGCUGGUCUAUGUCCUGUGGCAGAAAAACUCACUGCCAGGGCAGUAUGAGCCACUGGCCAUUCCUGCCCAGGAGCUCGCGUAUCUCCUACUCGUUCUAAGCACCAUCUCUGCAUUUGAUAGAGUUGACCUCGCAAGACCCCAAGUUUUUCUUCGAGGCUUGAUAACGCUGGACUCAGCGGCAUGGGCUUCUGUUGUGUAUUUCAGUGCGCUGGUGUUGUCUUUGAGCAUGACUAAGUCCAGUCACAAGCUUGCGUCUCAAUCCGAUUGGAGCUUUCAGGAUGAGUCUCCGUGGAUCAUUUUGAACAUGAUCGUUAGCGUAAUGGUUGUCUUUGGAUGGCUAAUCCUAUCCCUCUCUCCAACAAGCGAUCACAGCACAGAGAACAUGUUUGGAAUGGAACUGGGCUUGGAAGACUCUACCCAUCGGCAUCCCACAGGGGAGGCGUGAGCAGACCUGGAGGAGCGCGGCAGAUUUUAAGGAAUUUGCGUAAUUGAAAAAUCACAUUAAGUGAAACGUUUAAGAUAUAACAUUGGUUGAUAAAUGUUUUCUAGUAAGGCAGUAAAUCUUCUCCUGCCUUGUGCCAAUACAAUACAUUUAUAACGAUUUUAAAAUAUCCUUGUUUUUUUCAUUGUGUGAUGAAAGCAAUCGCAACCGUCCAUGUGAUCCAGUAAACUUUGUUGUUGCUUUUAUA